Molecule: messenger RNA, 273 nt
Organism: Linnemannia hyalina
Lineage: Eukaryota; Fungi; Mortierellomycota; Mortierellomycetes; Mortierellales; Mortierellaceae
Source: the annotation of a GenBank genome assembly
AUGGCACUCAAGACAACAACAAUGACUUCUACUACCGUCUUUGUCACCUCUGCCGAGUGGGACGCCCAGGUCAACGCCACCGAGUCCAUCCGUCGUGAGUCGUCUCGUACCCCUGAAUCCUCCGACAAGACCUUCUCUUCUACUUCCGGGUCCGAGGCACAACAGCAACAAGAGGCCGAGUCCCAGUCGAAUGAUGCUGAGUACGAUAUUAACCAAGACCGCCAGUUCCAAAAGUUCAUGCGUCGUUUUGGUGGCAAGCGCAAGUCGCGCUAA